Messenger RNA from Hylaeus anthracinus, 3894 nucleotides. RefSeq names its product menin (gene Mnn1). NCBI's taxonomy places the organism in Eukaryota, Metazoa, Arthropoda, Insecta, Hymenoptera, Colletidae. Gene Ontology annotation, biological process: regulation of transcription by RNA polymerase II; negative regulation of cell population proliferation; negative regulation of cell cycle. Gene Ontology annotation, molecular function: transcription cis-regulatory region binding; chromatin binding; Y-form DNA binding. The transcript is spliced from 4 exons. The coding region runs from base 247 to 2067 and encodes 606 amino acids. The record is from RefSeq and is a predicted model, not a curated record. Gene Ontology annotation, cellular component: histone methyltransferase complex; nucleus; chromatin.
UAGUGGCGGCGCGCCGCUGGUUGUUACGCGGUUGUGGUACGUUUUGUCGUGCGGAAAUGUGAGUUUCGCGUCGAGAACGAGAAAAUCGACACUGACUAGCGUGCGUCGUUAGUCAAGGAGGAGGAAACCGUGCCGGUCGCUCGAAUUCGCCGAAGGUUUCUGUCAAGAUAAACACGAAAUAGGAUGACACUACUCGUGGUUUGAACGAACAUCUCGAUCUCGUGCGUGCAGCCUGCCAGUCGCGACAUGGCGGGUUUUCGAGACGAGGAUAAGGCUCUGUUUCCUAUACAGAGCAUCUCCUCCAUCGUGCAGAUCUUCCAGAACCAACUGGAAAACAGCUCGGAACCGGAUCUCGCUUUGCUUUCGAUCCUCGUCGGCGCGGUCGAGAAUUCCCUAACCUGCAACAGAACAUUUGCGUCGCAGGAGACCACUGUUUACGACGAGCCGAAACUACCGGCGGUCGAGUUUCACAUCGCUGAGGCGCUUUACACGAAGUUCCACGCUGUGAUCAAGGGAGCGGUAGAUCUCACGGUUUACGACACCAAAUACGCGACCAGAGAACUCGUGAAAAAGGUCUCAGACGUGAUAUGGAAUUCUCUCACUCGAAGCUACUAUAAGGAUCGUGCGCAUUUGCAAAGCCUCUAUAGCUACCUCACAGCGAAUAAACUGGAUUGUUUUGGGGUCGCCUUUGCCGUUGUCGCCGGUUGUCAGGUCUUGGGAUUUAAAGAUGUGCAUCUGGCUAUGUCGGAGGACCAUGCCUGGGUGGUCUAUGGAGAGGAUGGUACAGAAACGGCGGAAGUCACAUGGCACGGAAAGGGAAACGAGGACAAGCGUGGCCAACCAGUUGAGCCAGGUGUGGCUUCACGGUCGUGGUUGUAUGUGAAUGGACAGGCCGUUGUAUGUUCCAGGGCUAUGGAAGUGGCUACCAUAGUAUCUGCUAUAAAUCCUAGUUUAAGUGCGACUGCUGAUGCAGCUGAGGUGGCAUUGCUCCAGCAGGAACUGUUGUGGUUGUUAUAUGAUUUAGGUCAUUUGGCCAAAUAUCCUAUGGCUCUGGGUAAUCUAGGAGAUCUCGAGGAGGCUGCGCCUACUCCAGGUAGACCUCCAGCCAUAGACCUAUUUCAGGAAGCCAUACGAACGGCCAGGAAGUAUUACGGGAAUGCCCAUGUAUAUCCUUAUACCUACCAAGGUGGUUAUUUGUACAGACACGGACUCCACGCUAAUGCGUUGGCGUCGUGGGCAGACGCAGCGGAUGUUUUAAGAAAGUACGAUUAUUCGAGAGACGACGGAGAAAUAUAUAAGGAGUUGCUCGAAAUAGCCAACGAGCUAAUACCUCAUACGGUGCGAGCAGACGAACGUCUGUUACGACAACCCCGAUGUUUCGCGUACCUACUGAGGUUUUACGACGGCAUCUGUCAAUGGGAAGAGGGCGCGAAUACACCGGUUCUGCACAUAGGAUGGGCUCGACCGUUAGUGAACACCAUCUCGAAGUUCGACGCCGGUAUUCGCGCCCAGGUUAUCAUAGAGUGUUAUGAUGUGGAGACCAAACAAGAGGAGGAGAGAGCGCAGAAGAGGGAGACCAGCCCGGAAGAAACGUUGAACAACAACAACAACAAUUAUUGUAAGACGAAGGAGAGGGGGAACGCGGCACGCGAUUUGAUCAAAAGCUUAGAGUCGAAAGUACCUUCUAAUCCAGCGCCAAUGCAUCCUAGUAUUCAAGCCUUGACCGCUGCGUGCAGCGAGAAAAUACUUAACAGAGAUUACCUCUUGCAAGGUGGUGGAGAACCGUUCGUCGCUCCGCCGGACGACGCUCUGCCGCCUGCACCUUCCACUUCUCAGGAGAACCUCGAUCCCGAGGUAGAGACUGAUUCCGAGAACGAGAGGCCAAGGAUAACGUUGUACAGUCAGAAGAUGAAGGGUCUGAAAGACCUGCUGCUGGCCGAAAAGCUGAACACGCACGCGAUUUCGUUGCAGCUAACCGCACAGAGUCAGGUACAAAUCGGUAAGAAGUCGCGCGGCACCGACGACGUUGGAGUCAGUCAACGUCCUAAGAGGACACGUCGGGAAUAGUAUAAGACCAUCGAUCGCCGUUUCGGUAUCGUGAAGUAUUGAAACAGUGCCACUAGAUUUAUUUCUAUCGGUGGGAAAGAUCGGUGGCGCAAACGUACGGAAUGAUUUCCGUACGUCGUUAGAAUAGUGGUUCUUAACCGACGUGCCGCGAAUGUUUGGCAAUUGAUUAGAAGAAGCAUGAUUUAGAAGACUAUUCUCGAUCCAUCACGGCUCGUGGCCCGUUGAAAACCUGACACAAGUACUAACUAUGGAUAAUUACCGUGAGUAUUUUAAAAAUUGUUGGAAGUGAAGCUUCGAUUAAUUUACCUCGUUUAUUAGCUAAUUGUGUAAAUAUGUAACUGGUUUGCCGCUGACGUAAUUUUACGUCAUUUUAUAGUUAUGGAGAGUGCGAUAACCAGUUAUGGAUUUUUACAAUGAAUUUUCUUGCCGUAAAUUGAAUUUUCAUUUUUCAUCAUUUUUACGGUUGUUAUUGUAAUCAACCUUGAUUUAGACCAGUGCUAGGAUUUAGUUUUCGCUAAACUCUGCCACGGGCCUGGAAAGAUUAAAAAUCUUCUAAGCUGUGCCAUGAGCUUAAAAGGUUAAGAACCAUUGCGUUAGAAUCUCAGUCUUCGCUCACGGUUUCUUUCUGUUCGAGUGAAUUUCCCGAUCCAAGCUUCUUGCGGUACGAUCGCAGGAAGAUGGACGAUGGUGAUGAAUUUUGUGCCGUUUCGUUUUCAAUCCCGUUUGUCGUACACGUCUAUCGUGUUUCACGACGAUUCGAUCGCUCGAAUCGUUAACGCGAAUCGUCGCGAAACAUGUUCGCGUGAACACACGGGACGCGUUGUCGUUUAGGUACAGGGAUGGGCAAAAUGUAUUUCAAAAAGUAUUCGAAUGACGAACACCUUCAUUUGCAUUCCGUUCGUAAUCAAAACUUUUAACGGAACGGUUGCAUGAGAAUUUUGUAUAAAGUUACAAAUUUAAUUAUUUAUUUAUUUAUUUAUUCGGACAAAAUUAAUAGAUUUAUAAGUCCUGUAUCAAUGUUGUAUAUAUAUACGUAUAUAUAUAUAUAUAUACAUUUAUACAUUUAUGGUUUCGAAUAUUUAUUAAAAUUUAAAGAGUUUCCAUCUAUACUCGAAAACAGAAAUUUAACGAAACUCUAUACAUAUAAAUUCGUAAAUUUAUUUUUUUUUUAUUUAUAAGUAUUCGUAAUUAUUUAUAAAAUCGGUGAGUCUAUCCAGAUCGUGAGAAAGAUUCACGAAAAAAUUCGUACGUUUAUAAAGUGUUUAUUUAUUUGUACAAAUAAGUAAUUAAAUUUGUGAAUUUCUAAAAAUAGAAUUUCGAAAUGUGUAUAUAUUCGUGAAUUUACGAACUGUUUGUAAAUAGUUCAAUUUGUAAGUUUCUUAAAAAGAUUUUAAACAAUUUAUAUUAUUUAAAAUGGAAUUAUUUAUUUGUGAAAAUAUUCGAUAUUAAGCAAGAAAAAUGAAUGAAAAAUCACACGAACGAACGUCAACGUUUGAUCACCACAGAAUACACAAUAUUUCAGGAUGUUCGUCAGGGUUGUUCUAAGCGCUGAAUAGAUGGAUUCAGUAUUUUAGAUUGUAUUUCAAUUACAAAAUCAUUGAAAUAUGCUCGUCCCUGUUUAGAUAUAGGUAAAAUAUAUACGAACAAGUUUGUAGAAGAGUACAAAAAAGUUUUCUCGGUUUUAAGUUAAACGUCGAAAUCGUGAGUGCUUGCGUUUUGGUAUUUUCAAACGAUGAAAAUACAUUUGCGUGUAAAUGUCUUCUUUCUUCCACAGUGUGUAGAGCUGUGCGAAUUAUUGGGGUGGGUUUUGGGAGGCGGGGGUGGGAA